AUGAGAGAAGUACUCUUCAUAGUUCUCCUGGUGGUCGAAUGGGGUGAUACACAGCUAUUCGGGUUAUUGGGAGGAGAUGAAGGCUUUGGUGAUGGAGGGAGAGGAAGAUUCGGCGGACCAGCUGGACCUUCAAAUGGGGGAUUAUUGGGUGGACUCAUGGCGGGUUUGAAUGCUGAUCUUCCCAACAAUCGAGGAAAUCAACAAAACCAGCAGAAUGGUGGUUUACUGGGCUCUUUACUCAAUUCAGGAAAUCAAGGAAACAGUCAGUUGCUUGAUAUGGUGAAAGGUGUGGCUGGAAAGGGCUUAUCCAUUCUUGAUGCUUCUAAGAAAGUUGAUGUUCUGAGUGACAUGGAAAGAUUUCGGGGUGGACCAAAACCCAGCGAUGCCGAAUGGAGACCACGUGCUCAAAAGUUUUGUAGAAGAUUCCCUAAUCAUCCUCGGUGCAGUGGUGGCAACACUCCUAUGAUUGGAGAUCUCUCAUCCAUUUUGGAUAAUUUGAACAAUGGUAUCUCACAAUUCUUACCUGGAAUUCCUAGACUUAACAUCCGAGACCCAUUGGCUUCUGUGAAUGGUGCUCUUCGUGGACUUCUUGAAGGAUUCCAGAUCAAGCUUGGAGAACUGGACCCUGAAGCAGCCAAGACCAUUAAGAACGUUUGUCGCGGGAGACAAUGCAAGCAACAACCUAAAAACGUUAUUGAGAAGAAACGUCUUGUCCAAGCAAAGAUGUUGGAGUUUGAUCAACAGUACACAGGAAAAGAUACGGAUAAUACAGAUAAGAUACAGCUCCGAUUGGACAGAACCCAACAGUUGAAAGAAGCUCUACUUGAAAAAGCCAAUCUAUCGAGUGUGGUUUCACCAUUGAAUGACGGUGUUUUCGAUUCUGACAUUCUUCUAACUGAAGAUCAAGCUGUUUUCCUGCUCAAUGACUUGGGUAAAGGCAAAAGUGCAAGGCAUCGUCGAGAUAUGAUGGAACCAGAAGAUUUCGAUACUACGUUAGACGGAAAUCGUACUGCUGAAGAGCUUCUAGAAUUGAAUGAGAGAAGAAAGAGAUCUGCCAUGUUCUUUGAAGAAAAUGUCAUUCAACAAUGGGAUCCAAACUCCCCCGUUGCAUUUGUAUUGGAUGAUUCUUUAGAGGAAGUGGAUAAGAAUACUGUAAGAGCGGCUGUUAAAGAUAUACAGAGCCAAACAUGCCUCCGUUUCCGUGAAUAUAGAACACCUCCAAGAAUUCAUCACAUUGUUUAUUAUAAAGUGGAACAACCAACUUUCUGCGGGCUCUCCUAUAUUGGCAAAACAAAAGAUAUGAGUGCUAACCCUGUUUAUCUCUCUUUUCAAUGUACUGAAAGUAAAGGAGUUGCCAUUCAUGAAACUCUUCAUGCUCUUGGUGUCGCUCAUCAGCAUCUGCGAUUUGAUCGUGAUCAGCAUAUAACAGUAGACUGGAGCAACAUAAACCCUCAAAUGUAUGAUUCUUUUGUGGUGGUAGACUCAAAGAUAUACACGAGUUAUGGCGUACCUUACGACUAUGGAAGUAUAAUGCAUUACAAUGCUUAUACAGCAGCCUCGAAUGUUGUCAAGCCUACGAUGAUUCCGAAGGUUGACUCACAAAAGAACAUGAGAUUGCUUGGUCAGCGGCGCGCUAUGAGUGCAAGAGAUGUUGAGUUGGUUAAAAAGAUGUACUGCAUGCCAGGAUGCAAAGAUACAAAUGUUUAUUGUGGAGCUUGGGCUUUAAAGGGUCUCUGUACGAAUCCUAACAAUUCUGGUUGGCUCCUACAGAAUUGUAAGAAAAGUUGUAACGUGUGUGGACGAUAG
This is a messenger RNA of Auanema sp. JU1783, 1806 nucleotides long. NCBI's taxonomy places the organism in Eukaryota, Metazoa, Nematoda, Chromadorea, Rhabditida, Rhabditidae. The record is from the annotation of a GenBank genome assembly.